This is a messenger RNA of Ostreococcus tauri, 579 nucleotides long. Its product is annotated as Ubiquitin-conjugating enzyme, active site. Lineage: Eukaryota; Viridiplantae; Chlorophyta; Mamiellophyceae; Mamiellales; Bathycoccaceae. Gene Ontology annotation, cellular component: nucleus. Gene Ontology annotation, molecular function: protein binding; ubiquitin conjugating enzyme activity. Bases 1 to 579 code for a protein of 192 amino acids. The transcript has 2 exons. Gene Ontology annotation, biological process: protein polyubiquitination; proteasome-mediated ubiquitin-dependent protein catabolic process. The record is from RefSeq and is a predicted model, not a curated record.
AUGGCGGACACGAACAGAAUAAUGAAAGAACUCCGAGAGAUCGCCUCGGACGCCGCGAGCGGGGUCACGGUGUCGCAACACGGCGAUAGUUUGACGCACAUGAAGGGCACCAUCUGCGGACCGUCUGAUACGGUGUACGAGGGUGGUGUGUUCCAUAUUGACAUUCAGAUCGGGCAGUCGUACCCGUUCGAGCCGCCAAAGAUGAAGUUUCUUACCAAGGUGUGGCACCCGAACGUGUCGAGCGCGAGCGGGGCGAUUUGUUUGGACGUCCUGAAGGAUCAGUGGUCGCCUGCGUUGACGCUGAAGACAGCGCUGCUGUCGUGUCAGGCGCUGUUGGCGGCGCCAGAGCCGGACGAUCCGCAAGACGCGGUCGUGGCGAAGAUGUACACGUCGGAGCGGGCAAAGUUUGACGAGACGGCGAAAGAGUGGACGAAGAAGUUCGCGACAAAAGAGCAGAAGGAUCCGAUCGUGGGCGAACUCAUGGAAAUGGGAUUCGAUGAGAGCAUGGUGCUCAAGGCGUUGACCAAGUGCGGUGGCGAUAAAAAUCGCGCGCUCGAGGAACUCCUCGGAGGAGCUUGA